AGGAUUUUGCAGGCAUAAAAUUUCAAGCGAGCAUGACAGGUGUUGGCCACAUGGCGGGCACAGGCCCGGCUCUACUCUCCAUCUUCUAUCAUACCCACUUACUAAAUCCUUCCAUAAAUCCUCCCCCAUUUUCUUAGAGCUCCGCAGCAGGAGGGGUUGCGGAGGUUCCAGGAGCUAGGGCUCUCACUUUGGGGUUUUUCAAGGUCACAGCAAGCGUCCAUGGCGAAGAAGAGGAAGUCUGAUGCCACCCGGCUCGACGAAGUGGAUCGGACCAUGUACACCUCCUUCUGCGGCGCCGCCAAUUCUCUGUCUCAGCUUUACACUCAGGCGAUGAACCACCAGAGGCUCUCCUUCCAAGCCGGUGAACGUCAUGCGCAGGAGAAACUCUACCAAUGGAUUUUGAGGCAGCAAGAGCAGGGAUUAAGAGUGACAACUGUUGAUAUAAUUGCCUACCUGCAGAAUGAGCUUGACUGUGGAGCAGAGGAGACCCCUGUGUCCCCCCGACUACCAUUCCAGCACCAACACUUCCCAACUGCAGCACACUUAACCAAUUCAAGCAUGCCGGUUUCUUCAAAUUCAUUUGGACCAUCCACUCUUGGACAGGGAACUCGGGCAGGGCAUUCUGAUCAACAAUCUAAGAAUUCUGUUUUUUCAAAUGCUCUCUCCAGCCCAGUUCGUCGAAGCCUUCAGCACUAUCACUUGGGGCAGGGCAGUUACUAUCCAAACAAUGUUAUGUCAUCUGGAAAUGGACUGCGAAAUAAUGAGACUAAUUAUAAUCAGCAACAAAAUAGGGACUUGAAUUCUCUUAGUUCCAAUGACUCUUCUAUGGAUAUGCAUGCAGAUAGUCCUGGCCAUGAAUCUCCUUACUGAAUUUCCCGGCCUCAGAUAUCUUAAAAUUUUCUAUGCUUCUCCUGCAAAAGUGGUAAAUAGGUUAUGCUUAUUACUUGAGUGAAGAAAGAGCAGAAGCUCUGUGCUGAGCCGAGCUGCAAAAAUUAUCAGCUGGUGAGAUUGAGUGUUUGUAUAGGUAAAAAUGAUCAUGCAAAGUGUGUUAAUUGAAUUUGUUAUGGACUUGUAACCAGUAAGCCAUGAAUUGCACUUUCAGGUCGAUGUGCUUUUAGUAUUGAUGCUGACAUUUGGAUUUUAUGUUGCUAAUUAAAUAUUUUUCCUUGGCUUUAAUCAAUCCAUGGUUAUAUUUGAUGAUCACAAA
Messenger RNA from Malania oleifera, 1207 nucleotides. RefSeq lists its product as uncharacterized. The transcript is spliced from 3 exons. The record is from RefSeq and is a predicted model, not a curated record. NCBI's taxonomy places the organism in Eukaryota, Viridiplantae, Streptophyta, Magnoliopsida, Santalales, Ximeniaceae. The coding region runs from base 220 to 870 and encodes 216 amino acids.